AUUGAAAUCGAAAGCGAGGCUCCGGUGGGAAGAAACCCGGAAGUAUUGCCUUGAAUCACAGGAGUAGCGAUGUCGUAUUGCUGUGUACCAGGCUGUACAUCCUAUCAACGGAAAGAGUGCGAUAAAGAGUUGUCAUUUCAUCGCUUUCCGAGUGACCCAAAAGUCUGCUGUGAAUGGAUUGUGAAAAUAAGAAGAGAUGUUGGACCUUAUUUUCAGGUUACAGACAACACUAGAGUAUGCUCCAAACAUUUUACCCCGGACUGCAUUGUACGAUCGCUCACUGGUUUACAUAGACUGAAACAUGGAAGCGUACAAGCUUUGUUUACGUGGAGCUGUGAACUGAAGCCCAGGAGGACACUUGAGCGACAUCAGCGUGUUAAUGAUAUUGAAACAUUUGAGGAGGAUGAAGAGGAGGACCAUUCAUUUUCUGAUCAGAACACAGGAGAACAAUCUAACAUUUGUUUUGUGACACUGCAAGACCAUGAUUACCUGGAAACAUCUCCUUCCACUGAAGAGCAGCUGAAUGCAGCACAAAAGGAGAUUGCUCGUCUGACAAAAGAAAAUGAAAAUUUAAGAAGUCAGCAGUUUUGUCUACAAAGAUUCCAAUGUGAGCCCAAGCUGAUCAUGUUUUACACCAGAUGUAAAGAUUAUGAAACCCUCAAAGCACUCUACCAGUCUCUUCAACCUACAGCACAGUCUCUGGUGAGAUGGACUCAAAUGCAAAGACUUAAUAAAACAGAACAGACUGUAACUGCUGGCUUUCAGGCUCAAGACGUUGGCCUCUUUGACCAGUUUUUCUUGUUUCUCUGCCGUAUGAGGCAGGGGCUUCUUUCCGCAGAUUUAGCAGUAAGGUUUAAUAUCUCAAAGGCCACAGUCAGCAGGAUAUGUAUAACUUGGGCUAACUACCUGUAUUUCAUGCUUGGUACACUACCAGUAUGGCCAAGUAGAGAGGCUGUAGAUGAGCUAAUGCCACCCUGCUUCAAGAAGACCUUUCCAAAAACACGUGUUGUGCUAGAUUGUACUGAGAUCCAUAUUCAAGCAGCAAGUUCGAAAGUUCUGAACACCAUGACAUACUCUCAUUACAAGGGAACCACAACUUUGAAAUCCCUGAUUGGCAUCACACCCUUUGGGACAGUUAGCUUUGUAAGCAACCUAUACACAGGCUCCAUCUCUGACAAGGAAAUCACCAAAGAGUCAGGCAUUCUGAAACUGCUUGAGCCAGGUGAUGAAGUAAUGGCUGAUAAGGGCUUUCUUAUCAAAGACCUCCUUGCUGACAUCAAUGUCAGUCUUGUAACCCCAGCUUUUACAGGGCCAAGCAGACAAUUCAGUAAAUAUGAAAUUACACAUACCCAAGAGAUUGCCCGCUUGAGGAUACAUGUGGAGAGGGCCAUCAGACACAUCAAGGAAUAUCACAUUUUUGAUGGUGUCAUACCCCUUUCACUCUGUGGUUCAGUCAACCAGAUGUGGACUGUUUGUGCUCUAUUGACAAAUUUCCAAGGACCUCUAUUUUAAAUAAAUAGUUCACUCAAAAAUGAAAAUCUGCUGAAAAUGUACUCCCCCUCAGGCC
Molecule: messenger RNA, 1567 nt
Organism: Sinocyclocheilus anshuiensis
Lineage: Eukaryota; Metazoa; Chordata; Actinopteri; Cypriniformes; Cyprinidae
Exons: 4
Coding region: 70-1512 (480 amino acids)
Source: RefSeq, a predicted model, not a curated record